This is a messenger RNA of Cyphomyrmex costatus, 615 nucleotides long. RefSeq names its product leukotriene A-4 hydrolase. Bases 1 to 615 code for a protein of 204 amino acids. Gene Ontology annotation, cellular component: cytosol. Lineage: Eukaryota; Metazoa; Arthropoda; Insecta; Hymenoptera; Formicidae. The record is from RefSeq and is a predicted model, not a curated record. The transcript is spliced from 6 exons.
AUGGAUUCAUCUCAUUCAGUACAUCCACAAUCCUUUGCAGUACCAGGACAUUUUACUGGGGGAUUGCUUGCUAUACAGUUACCAGAAAUUAAAAAUGAUGAUUUUGUGUUGAAGAAAACUCAAUAUAAAAUUCAAAUUGAUUAUGAAACAAAUAAGUUAUCACCUGCGUUAUAUUGGCUGUCACCUGCACAAACUGCCAGUGGUACACAUCCCUUUCUAUUGUCUAAUAACAAGUUCAUAUUUGCUAGAUCAGUAUUUCCCUGCCAAGAUACACCAUCUGUCAAAUUUACGUACAGUGCUACGAUUACAGUGCCAAAAGAUUUUACAGUUCUAAUGCCCGCACUUUUAAGUGAAUCUAUAUAUUCGACGUUUAAUCGAUAUAAAUUCCUUCAAACGCAUCCUGUAGCAUCUUACGCGGUAAUUAUUGCUGUGGGUUCACUACAGAAAAGACGUAUUAAUUCUCAAACCAAUGUGUUUGCCGAAAACAGGUUUAUUAAUGAAGCUGUCAAAACGUUUCAUACAGAUAUAAUUGAAAACAUGCUGAAGAUUGCUGAACAUUUUUGUGGACCUUACUGUUGGGAUACUAGGAGCGAUACUAAAGCGAGAAGUAAAUAA